Messenger RNA from Melanotaenia boesemani (Boeseman's rainbowfish), 1959 nucleotides. RefSeq names its product glutathione S-transferase A-like. Gene Ontology annotation, biological process: glutathione metabolic process. Gene Ontology annotation, cellular component: cytoplasm. Bases 87 to 767 code for a protein of 226 amino acids. The transcript has 6 exons. The record is from RefSeq and is a predicted model, not a curated record. NCBI's taxonomy places the organism in Eukaryota, Metazoa, Chordata, Actinopteri, Atheriniformes, Melanotaeniidae. Gene Ontology annotation, molecular function: glutathione binding; glutathione transferase activity.
GAUAUCUGCCCUGCACACAGUCCGUCCUGUGUUGUGUUGAGCUGCAGACGAAGCGUUGAGUUUUAGAACCAGUUAAAUCUAAAACCAUGGCCAAGGACAUGACUUUUCUGUGGGGCUCCGGCUCUCCUCCCUGCUGGAGGGUGAUGAUCGUGCUGGAGGAGAAGAACCUGCAGGGCUACAACCACAAACUGCUCUCCUUCGAGAAAAUGGAGCACAAGUCUCAAGAAGUGUUAGAUAUAAAUCCCAGGGGGCAGCUUCCGUCCUUCAAACAUGGAAACAACAUUGUGAACGAAUCCUAUGCGGCUUGCUUUUACCUGGAGAGCCAGUUCAAGUCUCAGGGAAACAAGCUGAUCCCAGAAAAGGCAGAAGAACAAGCACUGAUGUACCAGCGCAUGUUCGAGGGGCUCACAUUCUACGAAAAACUAAAUGCAGUGGUCUACUAUGAAUGGUACGUUCCUGAGGGUGAGAGGCAUGACUCCGCCCUGAAGAGAAACAGAGAAGCUCUGACCACUGAGCUCCAGCUCUGGGAAGGUUACCUGCAGAAGCUGGGCUCUGGCUCCCACCUGGCGGGAUCGUCUUUUACGCUGGCAGAUGCGGUCGUUUUCCCAACGGUUGCCACUGUUUUCAGAUUUGGGUUGUCUGCAGAGCGUUACCCUAAACUGGGAGAGUAUUACGCUCUGCUGAAGGAGAGGCCCAGCGUCAAAGCCAGCUGGCCGCCUCAUUGGCUGGAGAACCCCAAAGGACAAGAAACACUCAAAGACAUCUGAAAUGCAUUUCAGCUGGAUCUGGGAAAGCACUUCUGGUUUUCUUUUAGUUGCAUUCAUCUAAACUUAAAUGUAGUCUCAGCUCAGUUUGUUUAGCUGGAUGAUUUUUCUGUACUUAUAUAGUUGGAAGGUACUAAUACACAACCUGAUUUGUUUCUGUCACAUUUUUGACCGAGGUAUCUGAUUAACACAAGUUAUGUGAAGCUGUUUGUAACAAACACUGGCAGCAGACCAGUUUUUCAUUCAUUGUGUCUCUAACGUCGAUCUACUGUAGCCAUGAUAUCACAGCAGCAGCUUUUCCAGAGUUUAAGUUCUUCUCUGAAGUGAAAAUGUGGGUCUUCUGCAUAUACUGUGUUGUAAACUGGUAUAGUAGGGUUAUAUGAGGCCACAUGAGUCAAAGUCUGAGAGUAAGAGAUAAAGGUUUGCACUAACAAUAGAAAAGGUAGUCAUGAUGUGUGUUUUAUGGCUUGUGCAUAAAACCGGUUUACCCUGCUCAGAGAUAAGUCAGUUAUGCCUUGUUACCAUGACUUGCAUAAAUCACAGCACUAUAUUGCAUCCUCAGCAUGAUUUUUCCUUUCAUUUUGAAUCUGUGGCCAAAACUUUGUGUUUUAUGUUGGUCACCUCUAAUAAAAAAAAAAGUUCUGCUUUAUAUCUCACUUAAAUAAGGCCGUACUAGAGAGUUAUCUCGUCCUUGUUCAUAAUGAGCCACAGCUUGGACUUUCCUUGUUUCCUAAGGUCAGCCACAAACUAAAGAAGCAUUAAUGUUUUUAUUUUCCAAAAGAAAAGGACAGCUUUAAAGGCUUAACUACCCAUCCACACCCUCUGUGUGAGAAAACUCAAUUUAAUGAUGCUGUAUGUUGUUGCACAUAUUUGCUCAAACAGCAUGUCUUUGACCUGUCGUUGCAAAGCUCACCUCUGCAAACGCACUGAAGUAAUGCUUCUUAUUAAUCAUCAAGUUUCAUACAUUUCUUUAUAAAACAAGAUAAAAGCCAUAAAGAAGUUGGGGAUUAACUCCUGAGAGUUAAGAAUGUAUGUCUCAGGAGAUGAAGGAUGAUCAAACUGAAAAGAAAAGCAAAGUAGAUUCCUUUCUUUACAUUUUAAUUCUUUUUUUGUUUUGAGAAUGUGGAUUUGAACAGGUGGAGGUAUAAAUCCUCACUAAAGUUAAAAGUGCACUUAAUAAAAAGCAGGCAACAGA